This is a messenger RNA of Trichoderma gamsii, 1767 nucleotides long. RefSeq lists its product as hypothetical. NCBI's taxonomy places the organism in Eukaryota, Fungi, Ascomycota, Sordariomycetes, Hypocreales, Hypocreaceae. The record is from RefSeq and is a predicted model, not a curated record. The transcript is spliced from 3 exons. Bases 1 to 1767 code for a protein of 588 amino acids.
AUGAAAUGCGGCGUUGUAUCCGCGACGGCAGUAGUUGUCUUUCCCCUACUUUCGUCUGUCAUAGCAAGCUCAUGUCCGCCUCUUGGAGCUGUACUUCCACCGCCACAGGCUCCUAGCCAGAAUGAAGCAGUCAAACUAGCCAAUCAGAAACUCAAGUCAAUCAUCGAUUCAAACUUCAGCUCAAAGCUUAACUCAAGCGGUAUCUCCAUUAUGGUCAAAUCUAUACAUGAAGACGGACCGCUGUUUAGCUAUCAUUAUACACCCCCGGUUCUCUCAGAUAUCGGAACUGCAUCCAUCAAUGACGAUACGAUCUUCCGGGUGGGAAGCUUGUCAAAAAUAUUUCCUGCAUUAGCAGCUUUGCAGUCCAAGUCUAUUCAUUUGGAUGAUUCAGUGCUUGAAUACAUUCCUCAGCUCAAGGAAGCCGCUGCUUCUACUUCUGCGGAAACUAUUUCAUGGGAAGAUAUAACUGUCGAUUCAUUGAUGACUCACCUCUCUGGCCUCGCCACUGAUACGGCUUUUGACUUGGGAAUCUUUCCUACUCCACUGUGGCAGACAAUUGGGCUACCAGCUAUUCCACAAGGCACCGGCCCAAAUUGCUCAGGGCUUCCCGGCACACCACCGUGCACUCAGGAUGAUCUUGUCAAAGAUUUACAAAAAAGAGAACCAAUCUAUUUACCAUACACUAGCCCUUCGUAUUCUAACGUUGGCUUUGCCCUCCUCGGAAUGAUAAUUGAUGCUGCCACUAAUAAGAGCUAUAUCGACAACAUCCAAGACAAUGUAUUUGACAUUGUUAAUAUGAACAGCUCUUCAUUCAACGGAUUUGUAGAAUCAUUUUCGGAAAAUGGUUUCGUUCCUGUUGGAGAAACCACAUGGAAUGUUACUUUAGGUGUUUUGAAAGGUACUGCCGGUGGCAUGUUUUCGAGCACUUCGGAUCUAAUCGCUUUUGCUGAGGGCAUUCUUAACAACCGCUUUCUUAGCCCACGGCGCACUCGAGAAUGGAUGAAACCACGAAGCCAUACUUCUUCGUGGGGAUAUUCCGUUGGCGCACCGUGGGAGAUUCUUCGGAGCGAUCACUUUACAGCCGAUGGCCGCAUUGUCGACUUAUAUACCAAGAGUGGCGACUUGGGCCUUUAUCAUGGUGUUUUUGGGCUGGUUCCUGAUUUUGAUGUCUCGGUUGUAUUACUUGUUGCUGGUGCUGAAGUCAACGAGAACAUGCCAUCCGAAAUCUUCAGCGCCAUUGUUGAAGAGCUUAUUCCUGCAGUUGACAAGGCAGGGCGGGCUGAAGCUGCCUCACUGGAGGUGCUGAAUGGCACAUACACUGAUCAUUCUACGAACUCCACCAUGGUGCUGACUAUCGACGCGGAUAAUAAUUUGGCGAUGGAGAAAUUUAUCGUGCAGGGGUUCGAUGUGCUCCAUCAUCCCGAUUUGUACAGCCUUGACGGUCUCUCGGCAAACCCGGAGUCCCUCACCAAAGCUUCCUAUGUCAACGCUCGAUUGUAUCCAACAAAUCUCGUGGCUCAAAGUCCCAAUGGCAACACUCAAAGAUCGUGGCGCGCUAUUUAUGAUACUGCCACUGCUGCGGAAAACUUGGCAGAGGACGCAAAAUUGGUAUGGAAAAAUGGCAGUUGCCAGUCCUGGCUUGAAUUGGAUCGAGCCGCAUAUGACUUUAAAAGCACAGGAGAUUUCAUAUUCAGUUAUGGAAAAGGAGGCAAGUUGACUGAGAUUUCGGCCGCCGCUUUUAAUGUAACGUUGACAAGAGCUGCCUGA